Molecule: messenger RNA, 2318 nt
Organism: Telopea speciosissima
Lineage: Eukaryota; Viridiplantae; Streptophyta; Magnoliopsida; Proteales; Proteaceae
Product: pumilio homolog 24
Exons: 17
Coding region: 103-2223 (706 amino acids)
Biological process (GO): regulation of translation
Cellular component (GO): nucleolus
Molecular function (GO): mRNA binding
Source: RefSeq, a predicted model, not a curated record
CAGAGAAGCGGAGGACUGAUACUGAGAUAGACUCUUACAGACCCUGGAGUUCCAUACCGGGAAAGAGCGGAACAGAGAAGAAAAAGCUUCGGCAAUCCUCUCAUGGCGGCGAAGGACAAACAUGGCAGCAGCCAUUCGAAGAAAAGAGGGCAAAUUUCAGGCACUCCCAGAGAUGGUGAAAGGCCAACUCCUAAGAAGGACAAACAGGACCGCAGCCAAUCGAAGAAAAGAAAGCAAAUUUCGAGCACUCCCAGAGAAGGUGAAAGGACAACUCCUAAGAAGCAAAAGUUCUCUCCGUCGAAACCUGGACAGCCUCCAAGUAAGGUAGUGAAAAAGAAUUUUUCGCCGAAGUUCGCUUCGUCGAAACCUGGACAACUUCCAGUUAAGGGAGCGAAAAAGACUUUUAACUUCUCCAAAUCCGAUAAAUCCAGUAAUUUUCCCGAGAAGAAAGAACCUCUAUCCAAGCGUGAAGGUCGUUUGCUGGCAAAGGAACUGGCCGAAGCGAGGAAAAAGAAGAGGAAGCGACAUUACACUCUUGAGCAAGAACUUGCAUCACUAUGGGAAAAGAUGAGGCGCCGUAACAUCUCCAAAGAAGAGAGAUCAACGCUGAUAACUAAAGCUCUACAAAAGAUGAAAGGCAAAAUUCCUGAGAUAGCAAGCUCCCAUGUUUCUUCCCGUGUUCUGCAGACUUGCGUUAAAUACUGCUCACAAUCUGAAAGAGAUGACGUGUAUGAGGAGCUCCGCCCGCAUUUUCUUACCAUGGCAUGUAACACUUACUCAGUACAUCUGGUGAAGAAAAUGUUAGACAAUGCCUCUAAGAAGCAGUUGGAAGCAUUCAUCUCUUCCCUUCAUGGACAUGUUGCUUCUCUUCUUCGCCACAUGGUUGGAUCUGUUGUUAUCGAACAAGCAUACCAAUUGGGGAAUGCGCCUCAGAAACAAAGGCUUCUAUUGGAGUUAUAUUCUACAGAGCUUCAAUUGUUCAAGGACUUGGUCUCAACUAAAGAGAGCAGGUUAAUAGAUUUAAUUUCUAAACUAGGACUACAAAAAGCUUCUGUGAUACGACAUAUGACUUCUUUAGUUCAACCAAUUCUUGAGAAAGGAAUAGUGGACCACUCUAUCAUACACAGAUCACUAGUGGAAUACUUCAGCAUUGCUGACAAGUCCUCUGCUACAGAUGUGAUCCAACAACUCUCUGGACCACUCCUUGUUCGAAUGAUCCAUACAAAAGAUGGAGUGAAGGUUGGCAUCCUAUGUGUUAAACAUGGAAGUGCUAAGGAAAGAAAGAAAAUAAUCAAAGGCAUGAAAGGUCACAUAGGGAAAAUAGCUCAGGAUCAAUGUGGAACCAUGGUGCUUAUCUGCAUUCUUUCUGUAGUUGAUGAUACAAAGCUUAUUACAAAGAUUAUUGUCCGUGAGUUACAAAAUAUGCUUAAGGAGCUUGUUUUGGAUAAGAAUGGAAGGCGCCCAUUAUUGCAGCUGCUUCAUCCAAAUUGUCACCGUUAUUUUAGUCCUGACGAAUUGGCUUCCCUCAAUUUAUCAAUUCCAUCUCUCUGCACCAAGGUAAAUGGUGAAAAUUCAGACUUUGAAACACAAGCGAAAUCUAUUGAAGUUGGUGACACUGGAGAAAAUGGGUCUGAAAAUGUUUCAGAGGUUGCUGUAGCUGAUCCCAGUGAUAAUAUAAACCAUGAGGAGAACCUGCAAGCAGUGGAUGGAGGGAAAAAGGAUCCCUUCAUACGAAGACUUGAAUUGUUGGUAGAUAGUGGGCUUGCCGAGAGUCUCAUUCUUACAUGCAUUGAGAAUGCAGGAGAACUAAUCCGAUCAAAUUUUGGCAAAGAAGUCAUAUAUGAGGUGGCUACUGGUGGGGCUGGUGGUGUUCUAUGGUCAACUUUAGCUGACAGGUUGAAUGCCUUGCAUGAAGCCAUAGCAUCUCUUGCAGCGCUGCCCAAAUCAGAUGAGUCAGAAGAGGAGCAUGUCCUUGAAAAUUUUCAUUCCAGCAGGACUAUUAGAAAAUUGGUCAUGGACUGCUCCACCUUUGCAUCUACUCUUUGGAAGAUAGCUCUGGAAGGGAAAUGUGAACUGUGGGCCCAGGGUCACAGUUGUAAGGUGGUUUGUGCUUUCUUGGAAUCCUCAGACACCGUGGUUCGGGAUCUAGCAAAAUCCGAGUUGCAACCCUUGAUAGAUGGUGGCUCUUUCAAAGUCCCUGAUACCAAGCUAGCAGAAAGCUGAGUCGAAAAGUUCACGUGAAAAGGCUUGCUUCUUGAUGGAACAAACAGGAGUUUUGAUGGAUCGCUCACUGGCUUAUUCAGACUUAAUUCUGAAGU